AUGCCUCAAAAAGAAAGCUACCCCAAGGGCUACUCGCAAGUGACCCAGGCCACUAACCAAGAAGCUUCCGUCCACGUUCGAAGCAGCACAAAGAGCAAGAGUGCCUUUGAUUUUACCUUCGAGGCUAUUCGUCCGAACCUGUUCCGAGCCACUUUCUCCUCCGCAGAACACCCUAUCCCUCCCUAUCCUAGUGUCACCAAGCCUGAGACCAACCUCCAGGGCGCCAAUGUCUUCGCCAAGGAGGGUGACUCCUCCAAAUCAAUCGAUGUCGCCGGUGUCACUGCUUCCGUAAACUGGGAACACACCCCCGUGGUCAAACUGUCAUGGGCCGGCUCCGACAAGCCUCUGCACGAGGAUUUGCCGCUGCGGUCUUAUGUCGAAGAUGGCGACGGUGUCGCUAACUACUCCGUGCAUGACCGCGAAUGCCUCCAUGUCGGACUCGGCGAGAAGGCGGCUCCCAUGGAUUUGACUGGUCGUCAAUUCCAGCUCUCGGCUACCGACUCUUUUGGAUACGAUGUAUACAACACCGAUCCCCUCUACAAGCACAUUCCGCUCCUGAUUAAGGCUUCUGCAGAGGGAUGUGUGGCCAUCUUCUCGACCACCCAUGGCCGCGGUCUGUGGUCUGUAGGAGCCGAGAUCGAUGGUCUUUGGGGACACUUCAAGGUGUACCGCCAGGACUACGGUGGUCUCGAGCAAUACUACAUUGUUGGAAAGACCAUCAAAGAUGUUGUCCGCUCAUAUGCCGAGUUGGUCGGCUUCCCCAUUCUCGUGCCCCGCUGGGCUUACGGCUAUAUCUCCGGUGGCUACAAGUACACUAUGCUUGAUGAGCCGCAAAAGGCCCACUUGGCCCUUCUGGAGUUUGCGGAGAAGCUCAAGCAACAUGGCAUUCCUUGCUCGGCUCACCAAAUGAGUUCGGGCUAUUCCAUUGCUGAGACCGAGCCCAAAGUCCGCAAUGUCUUUACAUGGAACCGAGAGCGGUUCCCGGAUCCCCAAGACUGGAUUGCUAAGAUGCACCAGUACGGUAUCCGACUUCUCACCAACAUCAAGCCUUUCCUACUGGCUUCUCACCCCGACUUCCAGAAGCUGGUUGAUGCAGGUGGCUUCUUCAAGGAUGCCGAAAAGGAGGCUGGGUACAUGCGUCUGUGGAGUGCUGGCGGUGCCACCGGUGGCGACGGUGCUCACAUUGACUUCACCUCGGCGGAGGCCUUCAAAUGGUGGUACGACGGGGUUCAGAGUCUCAAAAAGGUUGGCAUUGACGGUAUGUGGAACGACAACAAUGAAUACACCCUACCCGACGAUGAUUGGACCAUGUCUCUCAAUGAGCCCACCGUGGCGAACGCUGCAGCAAAGAAUGUCAAGAACUCCGUCGGACUCUGGGGUCGUGCUCUCCACACCGAGCUGAUGGGCAAAUCUUCCCAUGAUGCCCUGCAAGACAUGGAACCCAAGCUGCGUCCCUUCGUCCUGACCCGCAGCGCUACCGCUGGAACUCUCCGCUAUGCCGCAUCCUCCUGGAGCGGCGACAACGUCACUAGCUGGGAAAACAUGAAGGGCGCCAAUGCCCUAUCUCUUAACGCCGGCAUGUCCCUUCUCCAAUGUGAAGGCCACGACAUCGGCGGAUUCGAAGGCCCACAGCCCUCCCCGGAGCUCCUCCUCCGCUGGAUCCAACUAGGCUGCCACGCUCCCCGCUUCGCAAUCAACUGCUUCAAGACUUCUCCCAAGGACUCUGCCGUUGGUGACGUCAUCGAGCCCUUCAUGUACCCCGAGAUCACGCCUCAGGUCCGCGACACCAUUAAGCGUCGCUACGAAAUGUUGCCCUACAUCUACUCUCUCGGCCUGGAGAGCCACAAAUUCGCAACACCGCCGCAGCGCUGGACCGGCUGGGGCUACGAGUCUGAUCCCGAGGUGUGGACCAAAACACUCAAGGCGGGCGAGGAUCAGUUCUGGUUCGGUGAGACCGUACUAGUUGGCGGGGUCUACAAAACCGGUAUCGACGUCGCAAACGUCUACCUGCCCCGCAAGACCGGCGUCUUCGACUAUGGCUACGUCAACAUGAACGCUCCGUACCAGUACCUCGCAUCCGGGCAGUGGGUCGAGAUCUCGUCAGAAUGGCAGAAGAGCAUUGCGCUCAUUGCCCGUGUCGGUGGUGCCAUUCCUGUCGGCAAGAGCGUGCACACCCGUGUUCCUGGCGAUGAGACCGCUGCGUCAGUGGCCGUCCAGGAUAUUGACGAUUACCGUGGUGUGGAAGUGUUCCCGCCCAAGGGAACUUCGCACGGUACGGUCUUUGCUACGACUUGGUAUGAAGAUGAUGGUAUCUCGGUCCAACCUGGUACUGCUGCCUACACGAUUAGCUACAGCUCUACCGAGGAGAAGGUACUUGUCAAGUUUGAGCGUGAUGAGGCUGCCUUUGUUCCUGCUUGGAAGGAUUUGGAUAUUGUUUUGCACAAUGGGGAUCAGCGCCGUGUUGUCUCAAGUACUGGUGAUGAGAUCGUGCUUAAGGGUACAGACUCGCGUGGUCGCGUUGUGUAUACUCUCAAGGCUUAG
Molecule: messenger RNA, 2541 nt
Organism: Penicillium samsonianum
Lineage: Eukaryota; Fungi; Ascomycota; Eurotiomycetes; Eurotiales; Aspergillaceae
Product: putative alpha-glucosidase
Exons: 1
Coding region: 1-2541 (846 amino acids)
Biological process (GO): carbohydrate metabolic process
Molecular function (GO): carbohydrate binding; hydrolase activity, hydrolyzing O-glycosyl compounds
Source: RefSeq, a predicted model, not a curated record